GUUCCCAACUCGGAGAGUGAGCCAGCCGGUAAGCCAAACCGGCGUUUCUCUCAGAAACUCGACUCCAUGCGCGACCUCUUCCACUUUAAAGGCGGCCAAGUGACUGUCGCUCGCAAAGUCAAAAACCCACCUUGCCGCCGCACCUCUGAUGCCUCCACUAGCACCCUCCGUCCAGACGAUCAGGGCAUGCAGGACACAGAGGCACGUCGUUAUUGUGCUGCUCAGCUGCUGGCCGCAAUGUCGGACAGCUUCCUGGCUUACACCGAUCCCGCUAAUGGCCCGGUAGCGGUGUCCUCUCUGCAUGCCGUCUUCACCGAGAACGUGGCUCGUCUGAUUGCGGUGGCAGACCACGUGUCUUUGCGGCGGGCUCUUGCCAAUUGGUUCCUGCAUAUUGUCAGCCCUCUUGUUGAUUCCCCCGCCGUUUCUAUCACAAGUGCUUCGUCCUAG
This is a messenger RNA of Dibothriocephalus latus, 447 nucleotides long. NCBI's taxonomy places the organism in Eukaryota, Metazoa, Platyhelminthes, Cestoda, Diphyllobothriidea, Diphyllobothriidae. The record is from the annotation of a GenBank genome assembly.